Molecule: messenger RNA, 1581 nt
Organism: Pseudovirgaria hyperparasitica
Lineage: Eukaryota; Fungi; Ascomycota; Dothideomycetes; Acrospermales; Acrospermaceae
Exons: 3
Coding region: 189-1202 (337 amino acids)
Molecular function (GO): metallopeptidase activity
Source: RefSeq, a predicted model, not a curated record
AAUGUCACUGAUGUUCUGACAUCAGCGCUGUUUCAGAGGCUUCCUACUGCGGCCCGAAUUCAACGUCACGAUUCCAUGUCUAGUACUAAGAUAAUUCUAAUAUGACUCUACUGUGCGGGGUGCAUAACUAUCGUUAUACUCUCCCCUCUACGCCCUUUUCCAUUUUAAUCUAGUAUGGAAUCUUUGAAAUGGUCUCCUUUUUAUCAUUCGCUGUCCUUGCGUAUACAUUCUUUAUCCCAUGUCUUGCCGAUGGACUACCAUACUAUGUGCAUCCCACAUGUGUUCAUAAUGACUCAGGUGUACAAGAGGCUAUUGAAGAAGCAGUCUUAAUGGCGCAACGGAGUGUCGCCCGUCUGGAUACCAAGGACCCUGAUAUCCGAAAGGUCUUCUGGUAUACAUUUGGUGCUGAUAUUUCUCGUCGAACGAGUAACAUUCCUAUGAGGAAGGUGCGCAAGAUUAUGAAAGGCAUUGGUGACAUGAAAGGUGUCGAGACAAUGCAAGAUAGCGUCGUACGUAUUAUUUGCGACCACGACAAACGCUGGAAACCGCCACCCGAAGACAUGAAACUGCAAAAAGACAAGUUAGGCAACGACCUACCAGAUUGGUCACAAGAUUCUCUAAAACCAAGCGACGAGAGAGCUCUAAUUGAUGCGGAGCAACUGAAAGAUGGCACCCUCGACACUGAGCCGUGGCGUUUGAAUUUUGGGCAUAAGCGAGUAUGCCAUGAAAGGGGAUCAAUCGCUAUGUACACCCUUACCUAUCAUGGUAGUAUCCCUAAAUUCGGGAAAGGAAGAGCCGAUGUGACAAUCUGUAGUCCAUUCGAUCGUGCUCCAGUGACGACACUUAGAAAACUUAUGACCAUACCUGACUUCGACAUUGUAAGGGACACAACUCUGGUUGGGUCUAGGGAUUCACCUCCGACAGCCAUGGCUCCAACAGCGUUGAUGAGUUUCAUGCUCCUGCAUGAACUCACACAUCUUGUGGACUUCGACCGUGAGGAUGUACCCGAACCGGAUCCAUAUGGAUGGCAACACAUUAUACAUAUGAGUUUGGAAUCGAGAUUGCUUAAUGCAGAUAAUUAUGCGUUUCUUGGCUUACUUGCUCUCCUAGGAGACUAUAGAGUUAAGCUGGAUGGGGACCAACGUCGGGCCAAGGGCGGAUACUUGGUCAACACGGAUUAUGACUUCGGGUUUCGCCCAUGACUGCCAGAGGAUAUGGAGAAAAUAGACUCCUCUAGAGCUUUGUCCAAAGAACCGCAUAGCUAUCAACUAGAGCCAAAUGAUGAGCUCACAAAAAACUGUACUGGAUAUUGGCACCGAAUAGGAAGUACCAAUAUUAAAGCAGGCUGUUCAACCUAGCAAGCGUGUUGCUCCUAAGGAAUGGCUAGGGGUAUGGAAAUAUGCUUCAAAGUAGGAUGUCUUUAUCUCUUAUGUGGUGCAAGCUACAAUCACAAAGGCACCCUAAAGAGUGAAACCCUCUAAUACUACUCGUGUAGCAUCGUUCCAUGAUUCUAGCUACUUGAAACAGUUGAUAUAUGACAAGAGUACACUUCUGAAGACCAAGCCGACGUGCCCGCUAGGU